GGCGCGGCGGUUGUUUGCCCCUUUUGCGGAGCGCUUCGGUGCGGUACCGACGAGCCCAGCUGCUCCCUCCUCCCGGGACCAUGGCGCUGCUCUAUAGUUGACGAUUGUUUUUCCCCCCCUCACCUUCUUCUGCUUCUUUUCCUCCCUCCUCCUCCUCUCUCUCCUCCACCGGGUCCCGGCUCGGACGAGCGGCAGCUCCCGGACCCCCUGUCCUCUCCCUCUGCCCCCAUAGGAACAGGCUAUAAGGGAAGCGCGGGCGGCUUGCUGCCGCACCAUGAGCAUCAUCGUCGGCAUCGGCGGGGUCACCAAUGGAGGCAAGACCACGCUGACCCACAAGCUCAUGCAGGCCCUGCCCAACUGCAGCGUGGUGCAUCAGGAUGACUUCUUCAAGCCCCAGGACGACAUAGAAGUUGAAGAUGGAUUUAAACAGUAUGAUGUUAUUAGUGCCUUGGAUAUGGAAGCUAUGAUGAGUACCAUCAAUGCUUGGAUGAAAAACCCAAUUAAGUUUGAACGCUCACAUGGCAUCAAUAACACCUUGGAUGCCAAAAUAUUACAGUAUUCAGGAGAGAGAGAUGAAACAAUCCAUAUUCUUAUUGUAGAAGGCUUUCUUCUUUACACUUACAGACCAUUGACUGAGAUAUUCAACCAUCGGUACUUCCUUUCCAUUCCAUAUGAAGAAUGCAAGAAAAGGAGGAGUUCAAGGAACUACACUGUACCAGAUCCUCCUGGAUUGUUUGAUGGCCAUGUCUGGCCCAUGUAUGUUAAACAUAAGAAAAUAAUGGAGGAUUUCGAAGUGGAUGUGGUUCAAUUGGAUGGAACAAAAUCAAAGGAGGAGCUGUUUAAUGAAGUUUAUGAACAGAUCCAGAACAAGAUUGAGAAACUGCUGUUUAUGCAGUACCUUUCUCCUUUAGAAAGUCAACUUAAAUUCAGGAGUGAAAAAUUGUGAGACUGGAUGGAGAAGAGUGGUACCUGUCUAUUCUUCAGCACCUGCUACUGAAGACGGGGACAAAUAACUAAACUAAGCUGCACAUGAACAAUUAAAGUGCUGUAUUUUAAGAGUACAAACACCUAAAAUAUAAGCAAUACUCUCUACCCACUUUUAUUAUUUAAAAAAAAUAAACUGCUGGAGGAUAAUUCUAAUAAGGCAAUUUCUUAGAAACAUUAAAAUACCUUUUUAGUUGGCAAUUGGCUCUUCAUUACUGAAGAAAUUGUUUUAUCAAGCACUGCAGACUGGGCAGCUACAUAAGAGAUAAAAAGUUAGUUACACAACUUUGGCUACAUUGCAGUUGAAGCAUUUUCCUGCUAUAUUAUUACAUAUUAUUUACACUAAUAUGACGACAAUAAUACAGUACAUGGAAACUAUUGUACAAUUCAGUUUGUUUAGUAGAAUGGGAAUAAUUCAGGUGGGUUUUUUUUAGGUUGUAUAUUCUCCAGUAUAAUAAUCUAGUUGGACUUCUUCACAUUUGUUUAAUAAGUUUUUUUCUAGUUAUUUCUAGAACAGAUAAGAUAUUGGUGCAUGUUAGUGAAGUCUGAACUUCAUGUUUUGGGGAAAGGGGAGGGGGAGUUCCAAAAUGUUUUGGAAUUAGAGAAGUUUCAUACUAAAGUUCCAGCAGGCUGAUUAUAUAAAAAUAUUGUAUAAUGUUAAAAAGGGAGCUGUGACAAGCUAUGGCAACAUUGCCUGUGCUGAGUUAGUUCAAUACACCACUCAUUUUAGGUGCACAUUUUUCUUAUACCAAUAACUACAAUUUUAGUAGCCUUAAUCCAUUUAAUUAUUGUAUUUCCAUAUUCUACAGCCACAGUAUUUAACAUUCAAAUUUUAACCAUGAUAGGCAUAUGCCUAAUGUCCAUUUUGUACAGUUCAAAUUCAGGGACUGCAAGAACAGAACAUGGGAUCAUUUGACUAUGAGAGUCUUAGCACUCAGAUAGCAUAUGCAUGUACUUUGAGAUACAAUAAAAAGUUGCAUAACUGAAGAUGGAAUAAGUGAAUUAGUGUUAUGUUCAUUUUCCAUAGCUCGUCACACUCCAUCUCUGUGCCAGAGACACAAAUAAAAACCUCAGAUCAGAGGUGUGGGGUAUGAGAGUGCUGGAAUUGCAUGUUAAGAACAGUUGAAACCUGUUAUCUGUAGUCCAUAUUGUAAGUUUUGGGAAACAGCAUUGUUACUUUGCAAAUAAACAAAAAACUUUUUAAUCA
Molecule: messenger RNA, 2191 nt
Organism: Trachemys scripta elegans
Lineage: Eukaryota; Metazoa; Chordata; Testudines; Emydidae
Product: nicotinamide riboside kinase 2-like
Exons: 8
Coding region: 275-946 (223 amino acids)
Cellular component (GO): cytoplasm
Source: RefSeq, a predicted model, not a curated record